AAGCUCUUCUCGUCGUCUCCGAUCUCUCUCCCGCACUCGCCUUCUUCUCUCUCGAAUUUCCCAGAUCCCUCCGGUUCCGCUCGCGAAGUCGAUUCAAUUCGCUUCCUCAAGCUCGAUCCGGAUCGUUUCUUGCUUUCGCGCGAGUGGAAUCGACGUUGAAGAGGCGGAUCUGUCCCUUCCGUCGUUGCGAGUUGGAUCGAGGUGAAGGGAAAUUCCUCUCUCUUUGAUAUCGACAGUAUCUCUGUCGGAAUUUUGAGGCAAGGGAUUUCUGGGAUGGAAUUCAAUCCUUCGGAUAGCAGUGGAACUGAUGAUGAUCUUCCUCCACCCCAUCAGAAUAGGGGUAUCAGAGGGCAUAUGAUGACAGGUUACAAGAGGAACGUUGUUGGUGCUAUGCCCUAUUCCAGGAUGCAAAAUGAUAUGGAAAUCCAAAUACAUCAACUUGAGCAGGCAGCAUACAAUUCAAUUCUGCGAGCUUUUAAGGCUCAAUCUGAUGCCCUUACUUGGGAGAAAGAAAGUCUAAUAACUGAUCUACGAAAGGAGCUUAGAGUAUCAGGUGAGGAACAUAGAGAACUAUUAAGUAGGGUGAAUGUGGAUGACAUUAUUCAAAGAAUAAGGGAAUGGAGACGAGAAGGCGGGCUUCAGUCUGGGUUGUUUGAUAAUAUUCAAUUGGAUGGUCCUACUCCCAGUCCUAGCAUUUCAGCUUCUCACAAGAGGCAACGUACUCAGGCUGCACCCUCAUUGUCUUUCGACGCACCAUCUCCUGGUUUGCACUUGCAGCCUUCAUCAUCAGCUGCAAAAAGGAGAACCGCAAUAGGUGCAAAGGGAAAGAAACCUAAGACAGGUCAAGCAAUACCUAGUGCUGCUUCAACAAAAACUAUGCAGUAUCCUUCUGCAGGUCCUAGUGGAAGAGGCCAAGUUCCUGCAAGCAAGAAUUAUUCUGGUGCACCUGCUGUCAAUGAAGCAGCUAAAAAAAUUCCAUGUGACCCACUAAUUGGGCGAAAAGUCAUGACUCGGUGGCCUGAAGAUAAUAACUUCUACGAAGCUGUUAUCAUGGAAUACAAUCCAGUGGCAGGCUUGCAUGGUCUGAUUUAUGAAGUUGGCACAGAGAAGGAGACGUAUGAAUGGGUCAAUCUUAAGGAGAUUCUUCCUGAAAAUAUAAGAUGGGAAGGUGGGGAUCCAGGUAUCAGCCAUCGUUCUGGUCAGAGCAUUAAGAAGCCCUCAGGCCGCACUCGUGCAGUUCCAGGAGCAGGAAGAGGAAGAAUAACCAGGAAGAAACAGGCGAAGAAAGAUUUUCCACCAUUCCAGAAUGGCAUCAACAAGAAGAGCCUCGACCACUUGGAGAUAUUCAACACCAAGAUGCUCAUAAGAGAAGUGGAGAAGGUUUUUGUUGCAAACCAUCCUGAUCCUGUUGCCAUGGAAAAGGCCAAGGCGUUGUUGAAAGAGCAUGAACAAUCGCUGAUCGAUGCAAUUGGGAGGCUGGCGGGUGCAUCUGAUGGCGAAAGUGGUAACUAGGGGUUUGAGAAAUGCAAUAGUUGAAAUAUAUGGUAGUAGUGAAGGAGACGAACACCAGUUUUCACAUGGAGCUGGAUCAUGGAUGGAGAAACCAGCAACACCAAGCUAAUCUGAUGUCCAUGGCACAGGUCACAGGCGGUUUUUAGAGGACCUUACAAUGGUGACGGCCACCACCCGGAGAUGCCAAUGACUAUGAUACUAACUUAUGAAAUCCUUGUGUCUAUAUUGCUUCAUACUCGGUUGACAUACAGUGGCAAAGGAACACGGCAGCAGCCCAAGGAUUGGAAGCUGAAAUUACAAGCAAAUGCAGCUUAACUCACUGGUCGGUACCUGGAAAAUGCUCAGGUGAAGGGUCCAAUUCUCGGUACUUGUACGCAUUCUUUCUGACAUUUGAAUGCAUUAUUGCAAUUACAAACAAUGCAAUUACAAACAAAGAGUUUUGCUAAAUGCAAUGGC
Messenger RNA from Zingiber officinale, 1968 nucleotides. RefSeq names its product protein EMSY-LIKE 3-like. Gene Ontology annotation, biological process: defense response to fungus. The record is from RefSeq and is a predicted model, not a curated record. The transcript is spliced from 11 exons. Lineage: Eukaryota; Viridiplantae; Streptophyta; Magnoliopsida; Zingiberales; Zingiberaceae. Bases 274 to 1512 code for a protein of 412 amino acids.